GAAUUCCAGGUAAAGAUGAAUGAUAAGGUAGACAAAGGGUUCUCACUACACUUUGCGCAUCUUCAUUUCGCGUUUCUUCCUUCACGAAAGCAUUUCUCACUCACGAGCUCUCAUCAUCAACCAUUUUAUCUCGAGAGCAUCUCACAGAUCACACUCAAAUCGUCUUCUAAGGACAUAGAUAAGCUGGGAAAGGCAGGUGACACUGUCAAAGUUGCCCCUGGAUAUUUUCGCAACCACCUAAUGCCUAAGCUCCUUGCUUUCCCUAACAUUGAUAAGUUUGCUUAUCUUCUCAACGAGCAGCGCAAGAUCUAUCAACCAACUGAGGAAGAAAAACAAGAAGAUCUCACUGUAGUUAAAGAAUCAAAGGAAGAUAAGAUGAAAGAGUAUGAAAGAGCUGCACUACGUCUUGCUAAAGCUAAGCUGGUCUUGCGGAGGUUAAUUGAUGUUCAAAAGGCCAAGUCACGUGAAUCCAAAGCUGACCCCUUGGAAUUACNUUUUGCUGUGACAAAAGACGAUCUUGUGGCUGAGGUGGCGAGACAACUCUGCGUGAACAUUGCANNCGAUAACCUGCAUCUUCCAUCACCUUUAUCNACGUUGGGAGAAUAUGAGGUGCCACUGCGAUUACCAAGAUCCAUCCCCCUGCCAGAGGGCAAGGUUAAUUGGAGUUUGAAAGUUAAAAUCAGGAGUAAAUAAAUCAUUGUCUUGUGGAAUUCCGUUCACAGGGGAUGAAAUUAUUGUUUUGUGCUGAUAGUCAUCAAAUCGAACCUGGGAUUAAAAGAGUUUGACGUGUUUUUAUUUAUAGAAAACAUAAAUGUUGACACAUUUAACAAUGUCUUUUCCAUAUUCUGUUAUGACUGAGUGAAAUCUCAUGUUCUUUGACAUUCCUUUACAUAAACUUAGCUCGUCAAAUUGACUUUUUGUUUAUCUAUCACUUCCAAUCUAUGAACAGAUCAUUCAACUUCAAAUUAGAGUUCUUAGGGGUUGGGGAUGGUUUGGAAGUGAUAAAUCUAAUGUCUUGGAGACGUUGCUGAGUAUACAUCCUUUGGCCCAGCGAAUACCGUUGGAAGACAUAGAUAUUUCCAACUCUAAAAUGUACAUCAAACUGAGUACUUUAAAAGUUAAAGCAUUUUCGAAAGAGGGCUGCGCUUUGUGUAUUUGACUCUUACUAGGACAAGAUAUUGUUACGCAUUUUGGGUAUUAGAAAAGCCAAAUAAUACUACAUUGUUUAGUUUUAACA
Vigna radiata var. radiata (mung bean) is the source of this 1237-nucleotide messenger RNA. RefSeq names its product 50S ribosomal protein L9-like. NCBI's taxonomy places the organism in Eukaryota, Viridiplantae, Streptophyta, Magnoliopsida, Fabales, Fabaceae. The coding region runs from base 16 to 693 and encodes 225 amino acids. Gene Ontology annotation, biological process: translation. Gene Ontology annotation, molecular function: structural constituent of ribosome. Gene Ontology annotation, cellular component: mitochondrion; ribosome. The record is from RefSeq and is a predicted model, not a curated record. The transcript has 5 exons.